AUGAGUGGAAGCGCUGCCACUCAGCCUUCGACAGGCGCCUCCACACAAGACCUCAAAACGAAUGACACUUCGAUCGCUUCCACCGCCGAUUCCUCAACUCCAGCUCCUCAAAACAAUGAAACAAUGACCGACAAACCCAAACAACAACCGCCGCUCGUUAAUAUACCUUCUCGGACUUCUUCUCAUCAAAAGCCUUCUGAUCCAAGCCCUACGGUGCCUCCGGUGCCUCCGGUGCCUCACGAACGGCCUCCCUCUCCGAGGCGAGGCUCCAAACGAAGCCUAUUAAGCAGGAGCAGGAAUAAUAGCAGAAGCAGCAGAAGGUCAGCUCGGGUACUUCGGGCUUCUGAGAGCGCCAAGGAGCCCGUUCCACCCCUUCCACAAGCAGGAAGUUUGAGAACGGGAAAGAAAUCACGAGGCGGCCUUCUUGCUUUUUUGAAUUGCUGCAGUCCCAGCGAGCUCUCCGACGAUACGAAGUCUGACGAUCCCGACGUCUCAGCAAAGAAAAUCAAAAUUCAAUCCACGCCGCAAAGGACAUCCAGACCGCAAGAUCAGAACGAAGUUGUGGUGGAGAAUGAGAAAACUUUGGAAGCCAAGACUCCAGGAGACGAAAGAGCUUUGCAAGGACGACCUGGAGAGGAAGAGGAGGGGGAACUGUCUGAGAAGAAACCACUUGAGGAUUACGCACGACCACGAGAAGAUGCAUACCACGAAAGAGUUGCUUCACGGGCCAGUGGGACGAUUCCAACUUCCACUUCAGCGGAGCCCAGUGCCGGGGAUCAAGGCAUCUCUUUCGGUGAACAGAGCCAGGCAAAGACGACCACAGUUACAACAGCUGAGCAGUCCACCAAGCCCGAUUUGAACGUGAUCGUAGCCACUCCUAUUCAACCUGAGCAUCCCGCCGAAACGCAGAGGUAUGAAGGCGCUAGCAAGAGAAGCAGCGAUGUGGAGAUGCAAGAUGCACCUCCCGCGGUUCCAGAUGUGGAUGAAGAACCUGUGGACGAGCCACCUCAGCCAGCAGAACUACAGCCCCAAGCACCUCUACCUCCACCGCCUCCUCUGGCAAAACGACAAGAACAAAUUGCUUCUAAAGAGGUACCUCCUGUUCCUCAGGCGGCAUCAGAGAAGCAAACGUGGCUUUUGCCUCCUAUUCAGCCUCAUCUGAAAGGUCGAAAAUGCCUGGUUCUCGAUUUGGAUGAAACACUGGUGCACAGCAGCUUUAAGAUUCUCAACCAGGCCGAUUUUACCAUUCCUGUCGAAAUCGAAGGCCAGUACCAUAAUGUAUAUGUGAUCAAAAGGCCUGGAGUAGACGCGUUUAUGAAAAGGGUUGGUGAACUGUACGAGGUGGUAGUUUUCACUGCGUCCGUAUCCAAAUAUGGUGAUCCAUUAUUGGACCAGCUCGACAUUCACCAUGUUGUCCAUCAUAGGCUAUUCAGAGAGAGCUGCUACAACCAUCAAGGAAAUUAUGUCAAGGACCUGUCACAAGUAGGCCGCGAUCUGAAAGAGACGAUCAUCAUCGACAAUUCGCCGACUUCGUACAUUUUUCAUCCUCAGCACGCUGUUCCCAUCAGCUCGUGGUUUUCCGAUGCCCAUGACAAUGAACUGCUGGAUCUGAUACCGGUUCUUGAAGAUCUCGCGGGGCCACAAGUGCAGGACGUGAGUUUGGUAUUAGAUGUUGCUCUGUGA
This is a messenger RNA of Rhinocladiella mackenziei CBS 650.93, 1683 nucleotides long. RefSeq lists its product as uncharacterized. The record is from RefSeq and is a predicted model, not a curated record. Lineage: Eukaryota; Fungi; Ascomycota; Eurotiomycetes; Chaetothyriales; Herpotrichiellaceae. Gene Ontology annotation, molecular function: phosphoprotein phosphatase activity. The coding region runs from base 1 to 1683 and encodes 560 amino acids. Gene Ontology annotation, cellular component: plasma membrane. The transcript has 3 exons.